AUGGCUUUUGCGAUUGCACAGAAGCUUGUCACUCUGCCUAACAGCUUCUCCGCGGCUCUGUCCAGGUCUCGGUCAGAACCCUUCCAUCAAAACUGCUCUCCGUCUCGUGUCUACACUCACAGUCUCAUAAUCAGAUGUUCAGCCAACGAAUCCUCGACGUCAUCAGAAGGCAGCAACGAGUCAGACCGCAGCAACCUAACAAAGAGCUUUCCUGCCAGCAACUCAGGUUCUCAGGACUCACGAUGCCCACAAGACUUGGAAGAUUCACGAAAUCCGCGUAACUUUCCAGGAGCGGAAGCUGGGUCUGUUGCUGAUGCUAAGCAGGAUAACUCACGUGCGAUUCCCCGAAGGUUCUUACUCGGUGGAGCCACAUUAGCCGGAGCGGGGAUUCUUCUAGAAGGUGGAGGCGACAGAGCGGGCCGGCCGUUACGCAGUAACACAGGCCGGCGAUGGUCUAUCCAGGGUUCGGGUAACGCGACUCCCUUACCGUUACCGUUACAGCCAGAUGUUGACUCUCUCCCCGGGGAGUUGAGCAGCCUGCUAGACGACAAACAAGGCCUGUGGGUGUCUGAAUCGGGGUCUGCCGCCCGGCUCGUUCCUGUUCACGAGGGGUUGAUUGCGGAGAAGAGAUUCAGCGAAUUUGGACCGUACGAUGUGGAGAAUCUGUACCAUCAGGAGCACACGUGUGCAUCCUGCUUCCCGGACUGUGCAGCAGGCGGCUGCUUGCUGCGGAUAACGGUGACGUACCCAGCGAGGAUGCGACACACGUCAUGGACGCCUCAAUACUCGUUACAGGAGGACAAGUUCCCGCUGGCCGUGUUCAGCAGCGGGUUCCUGCUGGACUCAGCUCAGUACCGCAGCUACGCCCACCACCUCGCCAGCUGGGGCUUUGCUGUAGUCACCUACAAUAAGGUGGAGGGGCUGAUGGGGCCUCUGGACGACAUCAUCUGUGCGCGGUUCAUCACAGAGCUCAUCAACUGGGCUGGCACCAGCCACUUGCUUCGCAGGAUAGCGGACAACACCCGCGUCUACCUCUGCGGCCACUCCAGAGGGGCCAAGGUGAGCGUGCUGGCAGCAGCCAUGGACCCUCGAGUGCUCUCCCUCGGCCUUGUCGACCCUGUGGAUAACACAAUCUAUGCGCCUCUGGCCCCCGGGUACCCUUCAGCAGUGGCAGCUAUGAGGGCAGGCAACAGCGCCAUAGAGCACCUCCUGGCCGAUGCCAGCCCCGCCAACCAGGGACUCGCCGUCUCCCUCCCCACACUCGUUGUCGGCGGCGGCUACCCCGGCGACUGCGCCCCUGCGGCCUCCAACUACCGCUGGUUCUUUAAAGAGGCUGGCAACCCCAGCUGGGAGGUUGUGCUGCGAGAUGCGGGGCAUUUCCAGUUUUUGGACUCGCCGCCGGUGCUGCAGGCGGCUGUGUGUGGGCUGGGGCCGGCGAAGGAUGAGGAUGUGAGGCGGGCCACCAAGGCGUGUAUUGCCGCUUGGGGGCAUGCAACUGAAAUAGGAGAGGAUAAGCUGAUUCGCUCAGAAGACCUGCGAUUGGCCGUUGCAGAUGCUGUGGAUAAGGCUUACGAGAAGGCUGUGCGAGAGGCAGUGCAGCAGCGUACAGAACUGGAGGAGGGCGUGAGGGAAGCGGAGCAGCAACUGUACGACCUGCUGGGGCCCGAUGCAGAGUGCCUCGUGGCGCCCCAUUCUCUCCCGCUGCAAGAGCGGCUGGACGUCAACCUCUCCCAUCUGCACCAGCUGGAAUCGGUGAGUGCUGCUACAUUCCUGCAUGCACCGAACAUGCAUACUUGGCCCGAUGCAGAGUGUCUGGUGGCUCCCCAUUCUCUCCCGCUGCAAGAGCGGCUGGACGUUAACCCCUCCCACCCGCACCAGCUGGAAUCGCAACGGGAGGAGGGGAAGGGGUGGCUGGCCGGGCUGGUGGUGCUGGCAGAGCUAGGGAGGAAACUCGUCUAUUGCUCGUCGCUGCACCUGCCUCUUGAGAGUCUCAAAAUUCCUGCCAAUUUCCUCCCUCUGUGCUCCUUUCAUUUCUCCGCUGCAGCAACGGGAGGAGGGGAAGGGGUGGCUGUGCGUGUUGCUGGUGCUGGCAGAGCUGAGGCGGCAACUCAUCUGCCUGCGCUCGUCAAUUUCCUUCUACUUUUCCCACAUUCCCCCCAUUUUCCUCCCUCCUUCCUCUCACUCUCCUCCCUCCUUCCACCUAAUUUCUUCUCUCCUUCCUCCCGUAUUCCUCGGGUGCAGCAACAGGAGGAGGGCAAGGGGUGGUUGGGAGGGCUGGUGGUGCUGGCGGAGCUCAGGAGGAAGUUCAACUUUUGA
Messenger RNA from Closterium sp. Yama58-4, 2316 nucleotides. Lineage: Eukaryota; Viridiplantae; Streptophyta; Zygnematophyceae; Desmidiales; Closteriaceae. The record is from the annotation of a GenBank genome assembly.